UAAGAGGAAAUGAAGCGAAGCUCUUGACCUGAACAAAGUAUCCGAUCAACAUUAACUUUCAUUGUUUUUUUUGUGACAAGCCACAACAUAAACGAUUAAAUAUCAAUGAAAUUGUGGAGUGCUCGAAACGCUAUUUUGUUAUCGAAAGAGCAUCAACCAAUUGAUCCAGAGUAUUUAUAAUCGCACAAUCUUCCUCACUUCCUUGAAAUGACAUUCUACAUCGAUAACGAAUCGACCGUUUUGCCAGACCUGCCUUCGCUGGGAUAUAUCUUAGACGAAAGUCCACAUUGCCAACAAUCGCUGAGCUUUUGGGAGCAACAGACCGAAGAGAUUGGUAAUGUUGUUGGGCAUGUUUCAAACUGUGCAAAAGCAUACCACAAGGCAGCCAUGAACUUCAAUACUGCGAGUGAAAAUUUUACAACUGGCCUUCAGAAAGCUGCAAAUGUUUUGGCAAAAGAUGCUAACCUGAAAAGUCCACUUUUGAAGUUUGCAGAUAUGUUCCAAAGAGUUGACUGUUAUCAUGCUAUGUUUCUCAACCAAACUGAAAUGCUCAUGUGUGGGCAACUUGAAACUUUGGCUAAAGAAUUUGAGAAAAUUAAGGAAAUGAAACAGCAAGUCAAGAAAGCAUGUCAUGACUUGAAUUUAUCAUGGGAAAAGUUCUCAAGUUGUCAAAAUAUCACUAAUCUCCAAGAGCCUUCAAUAUUGGACAAGCUAGCUUAUAAUAUGCUUACAUCAAGACAUCAUUACCAAACACUUCUAUCAACUUAUAUAAAUUCAUUGAGGGAAAUGAACACUGUUAAAAAGGUAUCCUUUGUGAAAACACUUGUCGAACACGUUUUAGCAAAAUUCUUUUUUGUCAAUUUUACAUAUCAGAUAUUAAAAGAUUCCGAAGACUACACGAACGAACUUUUUGAUGAUUUGCUGAAUCGUGUUGUUCAUAGCGAGAUAUCGUGUGAAAACGAUGCAAAAUUAAAGAAAGUUAUUCAAGUGAAAAUUGACAAAUCGUUUGAAAAAGAUAAAGGUGCAUUCCAUACGCCAGCUACAAUACUUGGCUCCUCAACCUUGGCCCAUUCUAUGACAACCGUAAAUACUCAAGCUGGAAAGUUUUUUAAUAGAAUUAACGACCUACUUGGAAGCUCAGGGCGUCCAAAAUCCUCGCACCAAUCAUCGCCCGCUCCUGGAAGAGACGCACAAGAAGAUCAAUGGGAGGUAUUGCCAGAUAGCGAGAAGACCUCGUCUAAACAGAGACCUGAAGAAGAAAGUACAAAUUUAACUACAACUGAGCCUGAGGACAAAGCCACGCCGAAUGGUGACAAUGUCAUUCUAGACCAACCAGCAAAGACGAAUGAGGUAGAACAUGGAGAAGACGCCUGGAGUAGUUUCAAGUCAGCAGAGAGUACAACACCUACGAGUAAUGAACCCUCGAGCAAUGUCCCUACGGAUACCGAGCCUACGAAUAUUGCCCCGGCAGAAGAAACGAAGUCUGAAGACAAUUUAGAACCCGAACUACCAGACAUCGCCGUAGUUUCAAAAUGGCCGAAUUUUCAUCGCGGUUACCUAAGGAUGAGACAGAAGUCUUUUCCGAAAAAUAAAUGGCCCUUACUUUAUUUUGUUGUCGACGAAUCAUCAGGAAGUCUCUUGGUUCAAGGAAGAGACCAGAAAGAAGCUGCUGAAAUCGCUAACUUGUUGCUGAGCAACGUGAAAACGUUCGAUGACUUAGAAGUGGAUAGGAAUUUCUGUUUUCAAUUAACUUCGCCGAAAAGCGAACACGUCUUCCAAGCUUUGACUGAGAAUGACAUGCACCAAUGGAUUGCUGCAAUUCAGGCAGCAACGACUGAAGCAUUGAAAAAGUCCAAAGAGAAACUACAGUCCCUGAAACCAACUUACGCGUACGGUUAUGUCAAGCCGGAAGAUACGAAACAGUAUGUCGCGAAUGCGUCUGAACGAAUCCGAAAAAUCGAUGGAAACAAAAAAUGCGUCGACUGUGAUCAUCCACGUCCAGAUUGGGCUAGCAUAAAUAUUGGUGGAGUGAUGUGUAUCGAAUGUUCUGGUGUUCACCGAAGUCUUGGAGUUCAUGUUUCGAAAGUUAGAUCGUUGACAUUGGAUAAGUGGGAAGAGAAAGUCGUCCAGUUCAUGGAGUCCAAUGGCAACACCAAAGUGAACGCGAUUUAUGAAGCAAACUUAGGCAGUUAUCAACGACCUUCUCGAGACUCAAAGAAGGAAGAAAGGGGUAAAUUCAUUCGCCUGAAGUACACAGACAGAAAGUUUAUAAAGGAAGAAGAUGAUGUCGACCCUGAGGUUGAACUGGCUUGCCUAAAAGAAAGCGACAGUGAUGUUGAAAAACUGUUGGAGGAAAGCGGAGAGCAAAUUUCUCCGAGAGUUUUGUCGUUAGAUGAGGACAGAGAGAAUGAGUCAAGUCCUUUGUGCCUAAUUGAAGAUUGCAAGGAGUGUUCCACGACGGGUCACGGCAGGAUAGAAUCACCGCAAUCAUUCGCGACAUCGCAGUUGAAGGUCGAGGAUAACGAGGAGUCCGGAGAUUAGCGAAAAUUAUCUCAGUUUUCAAAUGGAAGGCUGUCGCAAGCAUGCAUGCAAGUGUAUUGUACGCCAUUCGAAUAAACAUUCAACGUUAUGUCUUAAUCGAAAUUACUGGACACAAUUUUAUGUGAUGCAAAGUUGUGGUACGAAUAUAUAAUUUAAAUGUCCAAAUGAAUAAAGAAUAUAUUUAAUUGCUAAGUUAUACGGGCAAAUCGAAGUUGAGAUUGCUUUACUGGAUGUUGCAUCAUUGCACAAAAAAAAACAUUGUGAACCAUGCACUCAGUUUGUGAAAACACGAAUAAGCAAUAGAAAAAAGCUAGACUUUAGAAUAAUACCCAGAUCAUGCCUAAUGACCAUAGUUUGAUACAAAACUUUAUCCUCUCUAAUAGA
This is a messenger RNA of Dendronephthya gigantea, 2925 nucleotides long. RefSeq names its product ADP-ribosylation factor GTPase-activating protein AGD4-like. Gene Ontology annotation, cellular component: cytoplasm. The coding region runs from base 208 to 2541 and encodes 777 amino acids. NCBI's taxonomy places the organism in Eukaryota, Metazoa, Cnidaria, Anthozoa, Malacalcyonacea, Nephtheidae. Gene Ontology annotation, molecular function: protein binding; GTPase activator activity. The record is from RefSeq and is a predicted model, not a curated record. The transcript is spliced from 22 exons.